AGUGCCCAGCAAUAAUUUUGUUGUGUGGAGAGACGAUUGGGAAAGGAAAGGGGAGGAUUUGGAUGGGUCAAACCCUCGCCUGACAUCAAUUGCCAAGGACCCCUCUUGAAUUUGUGGCUGCCUUUCAGGUCCUAAAGGGUUCCUCAGCCCCGCAGCAGCUUUGAUGUGUGUCGUUAUGCCCGACCACGCCGACGUCAGCCUCGCCCCGGAGGAGCGAGUCCGAAAACUGAUCCAGGUGGGAAGUGCUGUGGAAGUAAACGAGGAUGUCCCACCGCGACGCUACUACCGCUCCGGGGUGGAAAUCCUCCGCAUGGCGACCGUCUACUCAGAGGAAGGCAACAUCGAGCGGGCCUUCAUUUUGUACAACAAAUACAUCACGCUCUUCAUAGAGAAGCUGCCGCAGCACCGGGAUUACAAAACCGCUGUCAUACCCGAAAAGAGGGAGACAGUGAAAAAACUGAAAGAAGUAGCCUUCCCCAGAGCUGAAGAGCUCAAGGAGGAGCUAUUAAAGAGGUACGCCAAGGACUAUGCUAAGUACAAGGAGCAGAAGAAGGCAAAGGAAGAGGAACUUGCACGAAACUUGGCUUUGCAGCAGCAGCUGGAAGAGGAGAGAAAUCGAGUAGCCCUGAUGAAGCAGCAGCAGGUAGAGCAAGAGCAGUUUAAUGCCUUCGAGGAGAUGAUUCGACGACAAGAGCUGGAGAAGGAGCGUCUAAGGAUAGUGCAGGAAUUUGGAAAACCAGAGCUGAGUCCUGAAUCUCUGGAUGGACCCCUCAUCCCUGGUGUGGAAAAACCACCGACUGAUUUAAUCCCAAAGGUUCCGGUCUCUCCAGUUCAACCUGCGAGUCCAUCAGCGGGGACUGUCUCAUCCAAACCUCCUGUUGUGGACAGAUCUUUGAAACCUAGUACUUUGGGAAGCACAGAAAACAAUGCAAGUAUGGACGUCCUUCGCCAGGUCAUCGUCCCUAGGGAGCUCUGCCAGAAGUUCCUCCAGCUGGCUGAUGCCAACACGGUCCGGGGUGUGGAGACGUGUGGGAUCCUCUGUGGUAAGCUGAUGAGGAACGAGUUCACCAUCACCCACGUCAUCGUUCCCAAGCAGCACGGAGGCCCCGAUUAUUGCAACACGGAGAAUGAGGAGGAGCUCUUCAUGAUCCAGGAUCAGCUCAGCCUUGUUACGUUAGGCUGGAUCCACACUCACCCCACGCAGACGGCCUUUCUCUCCAGCGUCGACCUGCACACGCACUGCUCCUACCAGAUGAUGCUGCCAGAGUCCAUCGCUAUCGUGUGCUCUCCGAAAUACCAGGAGACAGGAUUUUUCAAGCUGACGGAGCACGGCCUGGAGGAGAUCUCUUCCUGCCGGCAGAAAGGAUUCCACCCCCACGCCAAAGACCCCCCUCUCUUCACUACCUGCAGUCAUGUGUCAGUAGUGGAGAGAGACGUGGUCCUGAUCGAUCUCCGAUAGGCCUCUUGCCUUAACCGUUUACAGAAAACCAUCUACCUUCCUUCUAGGCCUAAGGAAAUGUGUUUUUUUCCUCCUGUAGCAGAUGAUUUCUACCGUGUAGUGAUUGAUCCUUCCCCUUCCUCCCCCAACCAUCGCGGUGAAAUCGGUGCCCUGACCUCAGUGGGAGCUCGUGAAGCCUCGGUGCCCGGCGUUGGGCUGGUGAAGUGGUGCUGAGGUUCAGGGUGUGGGGAAAAGCUAACUGGAAAUUCGAAAACCAGAAGCUAACACUAAAGCAAUUGUUUUAAUACUCUAAUCUAUGGCUUGAACGGCUUCUUGGGGGGGGGUGUUCCCCUGUGAUUUGCUGCAACCACGAGGUGUGGAAACCUCUUCAAGUGCUUUCCAAAGUGGGACUUGGCCCAAAUUAGUCUGUGCUUUGUUUUGCCUCCCUGGGUUGCUGUGGUCUUGGCGCAGCGGCUGGAGUGGAUAAAUCUUUGCUAUAAUUUCAAAUUAAACCUUCCUAACCCCUCUCACGAGCUCAGCACCGCUGAGCCGGAGCGAGUCCUGCUCCCUGGUACUCAGGUCUUUGCCCGCUGAGGUAGGAAGGGGCCCAACCUCCUUGUUUCAGUGUUGUGGGGGAGAAGGUGCCUGGAUGGGGCACUGCCCUGCACAAGCUGCUCCAUUCCAGCGGUGGGGAGGGAUGUCUGGUUAUUUUAUUUCUUUUCCUGGUUCGGAAAAGCCCUCGGGCUGCCCAGCGAGGGCUGGGGUUUGACUUGUUGCUGGUGGAGGAGGCUCUGGGUCGCUUGGCUUCAGCGCUGCGGUGUGAAGGCUCUGCAAGGCCAUCUCCUCUCUGGGAAGGGGCUCCAGCAGCUUGUGCCACUUCAGUCCUUGAGGAUGACCACCCCCAACCACCUCCGCGCUUCUCCGAGCAGUGUGAAGUCUGUCCUUGCCAAAACCACGCGCUCCGUGACGUCACCGUUACGCGGUACCAGCCAGGGACCUCUUCCCAAUCGCUGCUGCUCCUCCUCUUCCUCCUCCUCGGAUGCUGAGCAGCAAUUUUCCUUCCCUGCACUUCCACCCUCGCUCCUGCCGAGGCUGGAGGGGAAGAAGCAGCGUUGAAAGGUGGAGGACAUCUGGCCUCGAAGGGCUGAGCGUGGUCCUGGCAUCUCCACAUCCUCGGGGGGGAUGCUGUGACGCUCAGCAUGUGGCCCUGGAGUCGCCUUCCCCCCUGGCGUGCGAACACACGUGUUGUGUGUGUCGUGUCCGUGUGCUCCCCCAUGCAAACUCCUUUGGUGUACAGUCGAACACGGAUGGAUUGAAUGAUCUUGGCUGGGU
Calidris pugnax (ruff) is the source of this 2770-nucleotide messenger RNA. It is a transcript of the gene STAMBP, whose product is annotated as STAM binding protein. The record is from RefSeq and is a predicted model, not a curated record. Bases 164 to 1459 code for a protein of 431 amino acids. Gene Ontology annotation, molecular function: K63-linked deubiquitinase activity; metal-dependent deubiquitinase activity; protein binding. Lineage: Eukaryota; Metazoa; Chordata; Aves; Charadriiformes; Scolopacidae. The transcript has 10 exons. Gene Ontology annotation, biological process: protein K63-linked deubiquitination. Gene Ontology annotation, cellular component: cleavage furrow; endosome.